ACAGCCUACAAUAAGAAAAUCCUAGCAGGCCUCUAUUCUUAACAAUGCAAGACUUUUUCCUUCCUGUUCCUGGAGGCCAGGCCUUCCUGCUUUCAUCAAACCAUAGGUGGAGUGGGCUAGAGUGGCUAGUGACCUCCUCUAGGAAGAACUUCUCUAGGGCCCCUCUAGGCUAUUUCUCUAUGAGCAGAAGAACCCAGGAGUUCCUGGCAGUUGGGGAAGUGGAAUCAGUUCCAGACUUGAGAAGGGAGAAUAUGUCACGCCCUUCAGCAGACCAAGAAGAGCCUUGGAAAGAGGAAACAAGGAGCAUGGGGUUGUUUUCUUUUCAUCCUACGCUGUGGAUGUGUGAAACAGAGGCCUCCUCCUCCUGGAGCCUUAAGUCAAAUGUUAUUGAGAGUGAAGCCUUUGGAAGCCAGGAGAAAGCGGAAAUGAGGACCACCAAGUGGAGCAUAUACCCACACCCCAAGCUCUGGUCUCAGCUUUGGACAAUCCUUUGCCCCACAUCUUGGAGCUUAGAAGAAGGGAGUAGUGGUCACCAUUCAUCUUGUGAUGCCUCCAGCAGCUAUGGUGAAAUGCUCACCGAGGCCUCCAUGAACGACAGAGCCAACUCCAUGCGCAGGGAUCGGCUCUUCCUGUCAGCAGCUUCUUCCGCCAAGAAGCAGCAGCCCCCUGAAGAUCAGGAGGAGGACUCCUGCGAGUAUGGGUCACUGACAUAUCUGUUACUCUGCUCGCUGGGUGGCGUCUUGAGCUGUGGAUUGACCCAUACGGCUGUUGUACCCCUGGAUGUUGUGAAGUGCCGGAUGCAGGUGGACCCAUACCGCUACAAAGGCCUUGUCCCAGGCCUAAACCGCACCGUGCAAGAAGAGGGGAUGCGUGGCCUGGUCAAGGGAUGGGCCCCAACAGCCAUCGGUUACUCAAUGCAAGGACUUGGCAAGUUUGGUCUCUAUGAGUUCUUCAAGAUCUACUACUCCGACUUGUUAGGUCCUGAACAAGCCUAUCUGUGGCGAACUAGCAUCUACCUUGCGGCUUCGGCCAGUGCUGAGUUCUUCGCCGACAUUGCGUUGGCCCCCAUGGAAGCGGUCAAGGUCCGGAUCCAGACCCAGCAGGGCUAUGCAAACACGCUGCGGGAGGCUGUACCCAAGAUGUACUUUGAAGAAGGGCUGUGGGCUUUCUAUAAGGGAGUCUCUCCACUGUGGAUGCGGCAGAUCCCGUACACCAUGAUGAAGUUCUCCUGCUUCGAGCGCACUGUGGAGGCUCUCUAUAAGUACGUCGUCCCCAAGCCACGUGAUAAGUGCAGCAAGAUGGAGCAACUGGGAGUCACGUUUGUUGGCGGAUAUAUCGCAGGCAUCUUCUGCGCAAUAGUCUCACACCCGGCUGAUUCUGUGGUGUCGGUGCUCAACAAAGAAAAGGGCAGCACUGCCCUGGGUGUCCUCAAGAGGUUGGGCAUGUAUGGCAUCUGGAAAGGUCUCUUCACCCGCAUCCUGAUGAUCGGCACUCUCACUGCCCUGCAGUGGUUCAUCUAUGACUCCGUUAAGGUUUAUCUCAGAUUGCCUCGCCCCCCACCGCCUGAGAUGCCUGCUUCUUUGAAGAAGAAUCUCUCUCAAAAAUAGGCACUCAACAUGUGGCUUCUGGUGCUUCAAAGAUGCCCUGAUAUAUGACAAUUUCUAGUCCACCAUCCAUGUGGCUUCCAGUGGACCAUAGAAAUUCAUUAUAGCCUUAUUCUAAUCUAAAAUCCAGCAGAACAGCCUUCCAGCAGUCUAUUCAACAAGCUAUAAUAACUGCUUACUGUAACAUUAAUGCACAUAAUUUAGCAAAAGUAUCAUUUUCGUAAUUCUAUUUUGGUCGCAUUUGUGCAAAUAUAUAAGAUGCUUUUGUGUUUUAAUAGGCUAUUAAAUGUUUUAUAGUUUUCCAGUUAUUAUCUGCUGGACAAGUUGAUGGUUAUAAUGCUAUUGUGGUGCAUUAAAUAUUAUUGUGAAUUGGUCAAGUUGUUAGUUCUCAGUAUCAGAAGCCAUCUUGAUUCUGAUAAAAUACUUUGCAGAAUCCUCAGUACAUUUGCAUGAUGUCAUUUUGGGGAUGAAGUAACAGAGUUUGCAGAUUACAUAUGCUAAAAAAUUGUAAGUUUAUAGGCAGUGAUUAUUACAUUUUGGAAGGUAUUUGGGGAUCACAGAACUUACAGUGGACCAAAAAGCCCACUUAUAUAUGAUCAAGGAGGAACUGUGUACACAUGUCAGGACUUUUGGCUUUCCUUUUCCAGGGCCCUGUACUGCACCAGGGUAAACUACAUUACCACAAGCUUUAUGGUAAUCUCCAUUUAAAAAAAUGCUUAGAGUAAAGACAAUUGUUAUUAUGCUGGAAAACAACAAAACAAAUGCAUUAUCUUUACAUUUUAGGAAUGCAGUUAAUUUGUUUAGCAGGCAACUUAUCUCCUUCAUAUAAAGGUUUGAAAGCUCUUGAUUUGGGGCAGUUCUAAUCUUUCUUUAGCAACCAUCCUACAGUUUGCUAUUCCGUUGGAAUUCACAAAUUCGAAUACGUAUAUUCUUUACUCAGGAUUUUCUGCAUUUCCCAUAAUGUAUAGUUUCUCAUCAAUUUUACUUGGACUUAUUGUUACCAUAGCAAAUAAAGUUAUUGUGGUUACUGUGUAAA
Anolis carolinensis (green anole) is the source of this 2640-nucleotide messenger RNA. Its product is annotated as solute carrier family 25 member 3-like. Gene Ontology annotation, cellular component: mitochondrial inner membrane. The record is from RefSeq and is a predicted model, not a curated record. The coding region runs from base 45 to 1607 and encodes 520 amino acids. NCBI's taxonomy places the organism in Eukaryota, Metazoa, Chordata, Lepidosauria, Squamata, Anolidae. Gene Ontology annotation, biological process: mitochondrial phosphate ion transmembrane transport. The transcript has 2 exons. Gene Ontology annotation, molecular function: phosphate transmembrane transporter activity.